AGCAGCACCUUUUGUUUCCCAGUUAAAGUUGAAAACAGCUGCCCCCUUGUGGUCAUAAGAUGAAGUAAAUACAGUGUAAAGUAAAAAGAAAAAACAACUGUCACUAUAAUCACAAUCACAUAUAAAACCAUGCAUAUUUUAAGAUUUAUAUUUUAAUUACUUGAAAAUCAGAUCCAAAAUAGGUAUGUUUGUUUAGUUUUUACCACUAGAUUGAGUGUCUUCUACUCAAACUCAAAGAAGAAUAAGGAAUACAGAAAGACGAGAGGUCUCACUCUCCUCUUUUUUGUGGACUCUUAAAGACAUUAAAUGUUCGUGAACUUUUCAUAACGAGCUGCAAGUACGUGUGUCGACGCAAGUAAAACAUGAAAUAAAAUAAUAGUCUCCACCACAUUUAUUGCAUUCACCGACGGAUCUGCAUUUAUCCGUCGGAAAAUGCAGAUCACUCGCAUUUACCGAGUGAUCUGUCUUCACGUGAGCGAGACGAUCUCUGCUCCUCCGCGUUCGUGUCGCUCGAAGAUGUUUCUGAGUCAGGUUCUCCACAGUCGGGGGUUUCUGGAUUUAGAAACGUUUCUGGACGGGGAGGACAGCUGUUAUCCGCAGCUGCUGCCAGGUGAAACUCGUCACUUCCUUUCUCAUUCACUGCCAGACAAACCUGGAGCUAAUUACCUAUUGAGAAGGGGGGAAAUCACUUUUACGCUAAAAUAUCUCGUGCGUUGUGCCGCAGUCACACUUUACGUCACGCUGUGACAAAAGUGAGUCGGGUCGUGAACAGGUCGCAAUAACCUUCGACACUUCGUUCAUAGUUAGCUGUGACGUCGCUAGAUAUUGGCGCCUUAAAACUUGUAUCUUUAACAACGUAAAUACAAAAUUCUGUAUUUUAUUCAACGGUUUAACACAGUGAGGUGGAAAGAAAAUAUGCUGAAUUGUUCUGCUUCGAAAUGAAACUUCUUGAUGCUUAAGCAAAAGUUGUAGUGCCCCGUUUUAAAAUGCAACUUAAAAACAAAAUCUCAUCAAUUCCCAAGAAGCAGAAAAUUGAACUUUUAUCCAUAACAUAAUAGGAGGCCACUUCCUCCUUUUCAGUUUCUCCUUUGUAUCCUCCAUCUCAGUAUUGCCGCAAUCUGUACUUUCUGUUGCCAUGACAACAGGUAUGGAGUACCAGUCCUGCAAUAAGGAAUUAUUCCCACUUGUGAUGAAAUCUACCUUGACAGAGUGAGUAACCAAACCUCUUUAUUUCUUUUUUUUCAGCACAGGUUCACUUUCAGUUUCCAUCUUCUGUCGAAGCAGAACGAUUUCAUCAGCUGAGCCUCGAUCUGAGGGAUGAAGGCAGAAGGUGUGUGAACUAGUGUGAACUGAGCAGCAUGGAUCAGUGUGAGAACAGAGCUCCUCCCUCUAGAACCAAUCUGAGUGGAGAACAUGAAAACCAAAGGAAAGUACAAGAAACGCUGUCUGAAUCAGAAGCUGAACCCAGCUGUGUGUCCCUCCAAAGUGAUGCUUCCAAGGACCUGGGAAUCACUUUCAGAUCUGAUCCCUCAUCAGCUGGAAAGAGGAAACUACUGGAAGAAGCAGAUCCUGGUCCUGUGGCUAAAUCCAGCUGUGUGUCCCUCCAAAGUGAUGCUUCCAAGGACCUUGAAAUCACUUUCAGAUCAUCUGCAAAGAGUGUGGAACAGCAGAGCUCAGAGGUUCCCAGUGAUCCGUCUGCCCAGGAGCAUGAGACACAGUUGGACUUGAUAUUUAUGCUGCUGGAGAACAACAUUGUCACUUUUGUGAAGAAUGAGCUGAAGAAGAUGCACAAGGUCCUGAGUCACCAUAAACCGCCAUCGUUGCAGACAGAAAAUGAGGAUGUAAUGGAAGAUCCAUUCGAAAAGGAGUUGAGAAACAGCAAAGAGGCAUUUGAGAAGAUCACACUGAACUUCCUGAGAAGGAUGAAGCAGGAGGAGCUGGCUGACCGUCUCCAGAGCAGAACACCUGCAGGAGCUGGUUCUAAACUUAAGUCUCGCCUGAAGAAGAAGUUCCAGUGUGUGUUUGAGGGGAUUGCUAAAGCAGGAAGUCCAACCCUUCUGAACCAGAUCUACACAGAGCUCUACAUCACAGAGGGAGGGACUGGAGAGGUCAAUGAUGAACAUGAGGUCAGACAGAUUGAAACAGCAUCCAGGACACAACACAGACCAGAAACAACAAUCAGACAAGAAGACAUCUUUAAAGUCCCACCUGGAAGAGAUGAACCAGUCAGAACAGUGAUGACCAAGGGAGUGGCUGGCAUCGGGAAAACAGUCUUAACACAGAAGUUCACUCUGGACUGGGCUGAAGGCAAAGCCCACCAGAACAUCCAGUUCAUAUUUCCAUUCACCUUCAGAGAGCUGAACGUGCUGAGAGAGAAAAAGUUCAGCUUGGUGGAACUGAUUCAUCAUUUCUUUACUGAAACCAAAGAAAUCUGCAGCUUUGAACACUUCCAGGUUCUGUUCAUCUUUGAUGGCUUGGAUGAGAGUAGACUUCCACUGGACUUCCACAACGAAGACAUCCUGACCGAUGCUACAGAGUCCAGCUCAGUGGAUGUUCUGCUGACAAACCUCAUCAGGGGGAAUCUGCUUCCCUCUGCUCUCCUCUGGAUAACCACACGACCUGCAGCAGCCAAUCAGAUCCCUGCUCAGUGUGUUGACAUGGUGACUGAGAUUAGAGGGUUCACUGACCCACAGAAGGAGGAGUACUUCAGGAAGAGAUUCAGUGAUGAGGAGCAGGCCAACAGGAUUUUCUCCCACAUGAAGACAUCACGAAGCCUCCACAUCAUGUGCCACAUCCCAGUCUUCUGCUGGAUCACUGCUACGGUUCUGGAGGAUGUGAUGGAGACCAGAGAGAGAGGAGAGCUGCCCAGCACCCUGACUGAGAUGUACAUCCACUUCCUGGUGGUUCAGACCAAAGUGAAGAAGGUCAAGUAUGAUGGAGGAGCUGGAUCAGAUCCGCACUGGAGUCCAGAGAGCAAGAAGAUGAUUGAGUCUCUGGGAAAACUGGCUUUUGAUCAGCUGCAGAAAGGAAACCUGAUCUUCUAUGAAUCAGACCUGAGAGAGUGUGGCAUCGAUAUCAGAGCAGCCUCAGUGUACUCAGGAGUGUUCACACAGAUCUUUAGAGAGGAGAGAGGUCUGUACCAGGACAAGAUGUUCUGCUUCAUCCAUCUGAGUGUUCAGGAGUUUCUGGCUGCUCUUCAUGUCCAUCUGACCUUCAUCAACUCUGGAGUCAACAUGAUGCAAAUAGAUCAACCAACCUCAGAAACAAAGGAACAAAAAUCAUUCCAUGAGAAUGCAGUUGACAAAGCCUUAGGUAGUACAAAUGGACACCUGGAUUUGUUCCUUCGCUUCUUUUUGGGUCUUUCACUGCAAAGUAACCAGAGUCUCCUGCUUGACCUGUUUACUCAGACAAAAAGCAGCGCAGAAACCAGACGUAAAACAGUUCAGUAUGUUAAGGAGAAGAUCAAUGAGAAUGUGUCUGCAGAGAAAAGCAUCAAUCUGUUUCACUGUCUGAAUGAAUUGAACGAUCGUUCUCUUGUGGAGGAGAUCCAACAGUCUCUGAGUUCAGGAAGUCUAUCCACGGAUGAACUGUCUCCAGCUCAGUGGUCAGCUCUGGCUUUCAUCCUUCUAUCGUCAGGACAAGAUCUGGAUGAGUUCGACUUGAAGAAGUACUCUGCAUCCGAAGAGGCUUUCCUAAGGCUGCUGCCAGUCAUCAAAAUCUCAAGCAAAGCUUUACUGAGUGUCUGCAACCUCUCGGUAAGAAGCUGUGAAGCGUUGUCUACAGUCCUCCGCACUGCGUUCUCCUGCCUGAGAGAGUUGGACCUGAGCAACAACAACCUGCAGGAUGCAGGAGUAAAACUUGUAGCUGCUGGACUGAAGACUCCGACCUGCAAACUCCAAAUUUUGAGGUUAUCUGGCUGCCUGGUCACAGAGGAAGGCUGUUUGGCUCUGGGUGAAGCUCUGACCUUUAACCCCUCCCACUUGAGAGAGCUGGACCUGAGCUACAAUCAUCCAGGAAACACGGGAGUUGAGGUUCUCUCUGCUCACCUAGAGGAUCCUGGUUGCACGCUAGAAAAUCUCAGGGUGGAGCCCGCUGGAGUCCAGUGGUUGACCCCGGGUCUGAGGAAGUACUCCUGUCAGCUCUCCAUCGACACAAACACAGUGAGCAGAAAGAUGAGAAUCUCUGGUGAUGGACGGAAAGUGACGCAUGUGGCGGAAGACGAGCUGUACCCCGACCACCCAGACAGAUUUGACGUUCCGCCUCAGUUUUUGUGUCGCGGUGGCCUGUCUGGUCGUGGCUACUGGGAGGUGGAGUGGGGAGGCCAGGCUCUUGUAGCGGUCAGCUACAAAAAGAUUCAAAGGAAAGGAAAGACUCACGACUGUCUGUUUGCCUGGAAUGACCAUUCCUGGAGUCUGAGGUGUUCUGAGAAUGGUGUAUUUUCUGUCCUUCACAAUAAAGCUGAAACAACAGUUUCAGCAUCAUCGUCCUCUGUCUCUAACAGAAUAGCUGUGUAUGUGGACUGUCCUGCUGGUACUCUGUCCUUCUACAAAGUCUCCCAUAGCUCCCUGGUCCACCUCCACACCUUCAGCACCGCAUUCACUGAACCUCUCUAUCCUGGUUUUGGCUUUGGGUUGUUGUACACUUCAGGUUCCUGGAUUUCCCUUUGUCCGACAGAAUAGACUGCUGACCAGCAGGCUCAACUAACGUACUCAUUCAGUGGUUGCCUAGCAAUAACCUGUUGAAUAACUUGCGCAACAGCAGUUUCAUGUUUCACCACCGGUCCUCAUAACGGCUUUAAACUGGAGAGAAAGCUGUGGAUAAAACUGGAAAUAUCAGGCCACCAGUUUUGCAGAAUUUCAAACAAAAAAACGUAUCAAUAGUCUUUGUCGACGGAUAUAAAGUGUUCACAUUGUGAUGUUUUUUUAGCCAACUCAUUCAGAGCUACUGCAGUUGGUAGCACUGCUGGUUCUCUGCAUUCAAAUCCCCAAAGGGAAGCAAAAAACACAGAUUUUUCUUUUUGAAUCAAUAUUUUGGUUCCUUGUCUACAACAAAAUAUGAAGUUUUUUUGAUAUCUUGCUGUUACAUGUUCUUGAUUUUUUUUCUUUACACCCUGUUGUUGAAGUUUUUGGCCUAUUCUGGAUGACAGAAAAUUCCCAUGAUAUUUUCUGUUUUCAGACCAUUUGUUCUGGUAUAAACCAAUAGAUAAACCAGCUAACUUGAACUAGGACAGUUAUGAUAAACCAUAGAAGUCAGUUUGUGAAAACUGAUUUGAAUUAAUUUCUCAUCUUUUCUUGCUAGCAAAAACAAGAACACAAAAUAACAAUCUGAUGUGUCAUGCUUAAAUCCAAAAUUCAACUGAA
Molecule: messenger RNA, 5360 nt
Organism: Poeciliopsis prolifica (blackstripe livebearer)
Lineage: Eukaryota; Metazoa; Chordata; Actinopteri; Cyprinodontiformes; Poeciliidae
Product: NACHT, LRR and PYD domains-containing protein 3-like
Exons: 11
Coding region: 1359-4679 (1106 amino acids)
Molecular function (GO): protein binding
Source: RefSeq, a predicted model, not a curated record